AGAGAUGCGGUAGAGAGACAGAGCCCGCAGAGGUAACUUCUGUUUUGUGUAUUGCUCUUCGGAGUGAAGAGGCCAGUUGCAUUAUUUUUUUUCUCGGCCACUACGCACCCGAGCCACGUAUCAGGCCUGCAACGAGAGGGGUAGAGAACUAGUUCAUUUAACUAGUAGAGACUCUACUUAGAGCGAGCUGUGCGUGAGAGAGUGUGUGUGGGCCCAUUUUUUGUUGUUUUGUUUUAUUUGUUCAGGCCUUGCCAAUACAAAUAUUUUAAAGUAAAAUCUACAGUGUUGGAUGUUUUCUAUCUUGUGCAUACUCAGAUGUUGUUUGUUGGUACUAUAAUGGUGAUAGGGUUCGCAUUGAGUGUAUAGUGUUAAUUUAAAGUGCGGUCAGAUACAUUUACCAGUCACCUAUCCUUAACCAAAUCUAGAAGUUACUGAGUAACCCAGGGCCCCCAGCUUUAUUUGAUCAUUUAAGUAACCACCUAUCUACUGGGUACCUAGCUGGGGCGCUACACAAAAUGGAGGCACCGCUGGGAUUUGGUUAGGUUUUAGGGGUGUCGUGAUAAAUCUAUGGCUUCAUUGUUCAGCAUCUGAGUUAAGCUAAGACAAAGCUAAGGAAAUUGACAACCAAAAUGGUAGAGCUUCAUCGCUACUCACAGUAUCAGGAUAUUCUGAUAAAUUGGUGUAGGGGGGAAGAUUUGAAAGCGCAGCAUGCUGUCCUCCUAAUAGGGGUCCCAGAAGACCUUGCAGUUGGACAAAUCGAAGAUGUGUUGCACUCAGUGCGUUGCUGGGGCAGAGUGCGCAUACGGGGCCGGUCAUUUCAUAAGGAGACGCAAAGUUUGCUGGUUCUGUGUGAAUGCAGAGAGGAAAUUGAUGCAGACCGAGUACCCCCAAAAGUGAUUCCACCCGAUGGAUCUGAGCCCUGGACAGUGGUCGUAGCUAAAAGAAAGGCUAAGGCUGCUGAUGAUUUUGCACACAAGCUAAAUCAGCUACUCCAAGAGGAAGGCAAAACCAUGGAAGACCUCCAGUGUUUGUAUACGCCUGCUAGUUCACAAUCACAUACAUCUGAGCCUCUCUUACGUACCAUGAGUGAACUACUGAGUCAGUCUAGAGGUGUUCAACUGGAAGGACACAGCUACCGCAGACUCAGAACAUUUUCUGGUACCCUUCCAACCCCUAUGGGCGAGGAGAUGUUAGACCCUUGGCUAGAACAAGCCUAUAUGAUGAUAGAGGAAAGUGAAUGUUCCGAAAGAGAGAAGCGGCGGAGGAUAGUGGAGAGCUUAAAGGGACCUGCGCUUGAGAUAGUAAAGGCUGUGAGGUGCAGUGAUCCUGAUGCUAGCCCAGAAGCUUAUCUUAACGCUCUGAAUAGUGCUUUUGGAACCCCGGAGUCUGGUGAAGACCUAUAUUUCGCUUUCAGACUUUUGCACCAACGUCCAGGUGAAAAGUUAUCCGACUUUUUAAGGAGACUGGAGCAAACUCUGUCCAAAGUAGUAAAGAAGGGAGGCAUUUUAGAUAAAGAUAGAGACAGAGUGCGUAUUGAACAGCUUUUGAGGGGAGCAGUGACUUCAGAUCUUAUGUUGGUACAGUUGAGACUGCGUGAGAGGAAAAGUAACCCACCCAGUUUUUUAGACUUACUUAGUGAGAUACGCAUUGAAGAGGAGUAUCAAGCCUCUCGGCAGAAAGUAAAUGCUACUGUAAGGCAGGUGCAGGCUGCAGGAAAAACAGAGGCCAAAGAUUCUGAGGUCCAACGUCUGAGGACGGAGCUGAAGGAGUUGAAGACCCAGUUUACAGAACUAGCAAAAAGUGCCACCUCCUGUUCGACUGAGGAGGCUGAGCCAAGCCCAACUGUACCCGGUGUAUCCGUGAGUUCUAGUCUUACCCCUGAAGUCACAGCAUUGAGAAAACAAGUCAAGAGAUUACAACACAAGGUGGAAGGGAUGGGGAAUAAGAGUGCUGAAAUCUCAGCAUCCUCACUGAAAGUUGCCUCAGCUGAACUUGUCACGUCAAACACUAAGCCUCAUACCGUUAAAGAUGCUGAUGAUUACUUCUGUUACAAAUGUGGAGAAAAUGGGCACAUCGCCACCAAGUGUCAAGCUCCUGAAAAUACACAGAAGGUGAUCAGAAAAUUGAUUCGUUCACUUCGAAAAGCUCAAGAAAUGAAGACAAAGGACAGUAGGUCUGCUGGCUUUUCAUGCUCUGUUAGGAAGAGUGCUGUGGCAGUGAGGCAGCCGGGUGACUUUCCUAAAGGCUUGAUUGGUCCUUCCUCUGUGGUAAAAGUGAAAGUAGACGGUAAACCCUGCAGUGCAUUAAUGGACAGUGGGUCCCAAGUGACCAUAAUUUUUGAGGAUUGGUAUCGUUCGUAUUUGUCAAAUGUGCCUAUUCAGCCUGUGUCUGGUUUAUCAGUAUGGGGCCUAAGUGAAUCCAGCUACCCAUACUUGGGGUACGUUGUAGUAGAUGUGCAGUUCCCCAAAGAGCUCAUGAAAAUCCAAGGAACUGUGACAGUUUUGGCCUUAGUCUGCCCAGGCCCAAAAAGUCCUGACCAAACACCCAUUAUAAUAGGCACGAAUGCUAAUUUUUUCAAGAGAUUAACAGAAUUAUGCAGGGACAAGGGUGGCACUGACAUCUCCCGUGGGGUAGGAGAACAGCCCCAUUGCACAGAAAUAAAAGCGCUUGAGGAGGCUGUUGGGCAGGUGAAGUGGAUGGGCCCUGGAUCUCUGCUUAUUCCACCUGCUUGUAGUCGCUGUGUAUCAGGCGAGGUGACAUUCAAUCGGCCUUUGCGUAAUGAUGUACUAGUUUUGGAACCACCCACUGAGCCGUUACCAUAUGGGGUUUUGAUACAGCCUGUAGCCAUACCUGCCUCUGCUGUGGAUGUUUCCAGGUUUUCAGUAGUCAUGCAGAAUGAGUCUAUGAAGGAAGUGGGUAUCCCUGUGGGAACUGUACUGGGACAGCUCUAUGUUACUGAUUCAGUGAUGGUUCCACCCAAUCCAGAUGUCCCAAGAAACAUGGACCCAAGGCUUAUUCAAUUUGGAGAUUCCUCUGUUCCUGAGGAAUGGAAGGAACGACUCAGAGAAAAGUUGUCCAAAAGAGCACAAGUUUUCUCUUUGGAUGCCUGGGACGUGGGCUUAGCCCAAGGAGUGAAGCAUCACAUUAGGCUGAAAGACUCAAGACCAUUUCGCGAGAGGUCCAGGCGGUUGGCACCAGCUGACAUUGAAGAUGUGAGGCAUCAUCUUCAGGAGUUACUAGCUGCUGGAAUAAUUAAGGAAUCACGCAGUCCGUACGCUUCGCCAAUUGUGAUUGCUCGAAAGAAAAAUGGCAGUGUGAGAAUGUGCAUUGAUUAUCGCACUCUGAAUAACAGAACAAUACCCGAUCAGUACACCACCCCAAAAAUUGACGAUGCCCUAGACUGCCUGGCGGGAAGCAAGUGGUUCUCUGUUCUUGACCUUCGCAGUGGCUAUUAUCAAAUUGCCAUGGCUGAGGGAGAUAAAGAAAAAACAGCCUUCAUAUGUCCGCUAGGGUUUUAUCAGUUUGAACGGAUGCCGCAAGGGAUCAUGGGAGCCCCAGCUACAUUUCAACGCCUAAUGGAAAAGGCUGUGGGUGACAUGAACCUGCUUGAGGUGCUUGUGUACCUGGAUGAUCUGAUAGUCUUUGGAAAGACUCUGGAGGAGCACGAGGAACGACUCUUGAAAGUUCUGGACAGGUUAGAAGAGGUGGGACUUAAAAUAUCGCUGGACAAGUGCCAGUUUUGCCAGUCUAAAGUGAAAUACAUUGGCCAUAUUGUUUCAGCCAGUGGUAUAGCUACCGAUCCAGCGAAAGUGGAGGCAGUCACAAACUGGCCACAACCCACCAAUCUGAAGUCUCUAAGGUCCUUCCUCGGUUUUUGUGGCUAUUAUAGGCGCUUUAUAGCAGAGUAUUCAUCGAUUGUCAAACCUCUAACAGACUUGACCAAAGGAUAUGCUCCACGCCAGAAAACAAGAAAGGCUCCUCAGGAAAGAACUCAGUCAUACUACAAGGAAUCUGACCCUUUCGGAGAGAGGUGGACUGAUGAGUGCACAAUAGCUUUCCAACAGAUUAUCCACUGUCUCACACAUGCUCCUCUCUUAGCUUUUGCUGACCCCCAAAAGCCUUAUGUCCUGCAUGUGGAUGCGAGUCUCAGAGGGCUCGGGGCAGUACUCUAUCAAGAGCAUCCUGAGGGUCUGAAACCCGUUGCAUUUGCCAGCCGUGGCCUAAGUACAUCCGAACGAAACUAUCACAUUCACCAGUUAGAAUUCUUGGCUCUUAAGUGGGCUGUGGUCGAUAAGUUUCACGACUACUUGUACGGGGCAAAGUUUGUUGUUAGGACUGACAACAAUCCCCUUACAUAUGUAUUGACCACGGCAAAGCUUAAUGCGACGGGACAUAGAUGGCUGGCUAGCCUAGCACAGUAUGACUUUGACGUUCAGUAUCGUCCGGGAAAGACGAACGUGGAUGCCGAUUUGUUAUCGCGGAACAAGGAGGGUGUCACAACUGAAGAAUGGAAGGUAAUACCCCGUUCAGAGGUGAGAGCACUUUCACAGGGAGUGUGUGUGGGAAAGACAUCUCGAACACCAGUGCGAUUUGCUGAUCAGUUAGGAGUCUGGGCAGAAGGACUCCCAGAUGCCUAUGUCUUCCCUACACACCUUGAAGUAGGUCAGAUGAAACAACUCACCAAGGAAGACUUAAAAAGAGCGCAGUCUGAGGAUCCAGUGAUUCAUAAGGUGAAAGAAUCCCUGAGGACAGGUCACUGGCCAACUGAGUGGAGUAAGAAAGAUCCUGCUAUGUCAUUGAGGAGACGAGAGAGUGGAAAAUUGGUAGUUAAGGACGGACUUCUCCACCGAGUCAUCGAGAGAGGGUCAGAGACACACUCAGCUCAGUUAGUGCUGCCUGAAGUGUACAGACUUACUGUAAUGAAAUCGUUGCAUGAUGAUUUAGGACACUUGGGGACGGAAAGAGCGGUGGAACUGCUAAGGAAGCGGUUCUAUUGGCCAAAAAUGGCUUAUGAUAUCGAGCAGUACAUUAAAAGCUGUGGGGAGUGCAUUGCCCGGAAAAGUCCAAGUCCACGAGUUGCCCCUUUAAAUCAGAUUGUCAGUAGCGGGCCUAUGGAGCUGGUGUGUCUAGACUUUCUGUCGCUAGAGCCAGAUAGCUCAGGGACUGCCAAUAUUUUGGUGGUCACUGAUCAUUUUAGUAGAUACGCCCAGGCGUAUCCCACCCGAGAUCAGAAGGCACUUACGGUUGCCAAGGUUUUAAUUGAGAAAUAUUUUGUCAACUAUGGCUUACCCGCACGUCUUCACUCCGAUCAAGGACGUGACUUUGAAAGUCGGGUCAUACGGGAACUGUUGCAGAUGAUGGGAAUAAGGAAGUCUAGGACGACUCCUUAUCAUCCUCAAGGAGACCCACAGCCAGAACGGUUUAACCGAACUUUGUUAUCUAUGCUUGGAACGCUCCCGGCAGCAAAGAAACAAAAUUGGAGCCGAUAUGUAUGCCAACUUGUGCAUGCAUAUAAUUGCACCAAAAGUGACGUCACGGGCUACAGCCCCUAUUUUCUGAUGUUUGGAAGGGAAGCUCGGUUACCGGUUGAUGUGUGUUUUGGAACUUCCCCUGACGGUGAGAGUGAGGCAACAUACACGCAGUAUGUUAACAGGCUGAGACGUGAUCUGCAAAAGGCUUAUCAGUUAGCUUUGCAGGCGGCUGACCACAGACACAAGCGAAACAAAGCGGCUUAUGACAAGCUUGUACGUCAUCAAGUCUUGAAAGAAGGUGACAGGGUACUAGUUAAAAAUCUUGGAUUGCCCGGCAAACACAAGCUGCAAAGUCGGUGGAAUCCACUGCCCUAUGUAGUAAUGGGGAGAAUCUCUGAUUUACCUGUAUACAGAGUGAAGCCAGAGAGUGGUCUGGGUAGUGUAAGGACUCUUCAUAGAGACCACCUCUUGGCAAUUGGAGAAUGGGUGCGUAUGCCAUCUUCUACUAGUACAGUGCCUGUGUCUCAAAGACCCCAGACUCGCCGUAAGCGAGCAAGACCAGGCAUGCAGAUGCAUAGGGAAGACGCUGUCGAGGAGGGCCAGCGCUAUGCAGAAUCCCAAACAAAUGAUUCAGAUGAGGAUAUGGACAUACAGUAUACGUUGUUGAGAGAUGAGACAAGUGAGAGAACUCUUCAAGUCGACGAACCUAGAGAAAGAGAGUCCAGUUGGAUUGAGAGUCCUGAGAGUGGAGAGAUCCAUCAAGAGGAAACAGAGGAGAAUGACUCUGUUGAAAGUGAAAUUGUAGUAGAGAUGCAAGAUGAUGGGGAAGACCCUGUUGAAUUGCUGCAAGAGUAUGGUGCUCAAGAAGAUGUGGGACAAGAUAAGACACUGGUUGCUAAAGAGACCCUGAAUAGUACCAGUGAUCCCAGUGUCAAGGACCAUGCAAAAAGGAAAGUGAAACCAGUGAUACGGCUCACUUACGAACAGCCUGGGAAAUCCAGUGAUCAGCUCAUGACUAUUGUACAUCGUGGAAUAGUGAUUAGGUUGGGAUAA
Colossoma macropomum (tambaqui) is the source of this 6524-nucleotide messenger RNA. RefSeq lists its product as uncharacterized. The record is from RefSeq and is a predicted model, not a curated record. Gene Ontology annotation, molecular function: zinc ion binding; nucleic acid binding. Bases 630 to 6524 code for a protein of 1964 amino acids. Lineage: Eukaryota; Metazoa; Chordata; Actinopteri; Characiformes; Serrasalmidae. Gene Ontology annotation, biological process: DNA integration. The transcript has a single exon.